UGGUCUCUCUGCUCUCUGUCGGUGCUGCUCAGUGUUUUGUCUCUUCCACCAUGCUGGUUCGAGCUCUUCUCCAGACCUCGCUGGUUCUCUGGCUGGCUCAGCAAACUCUGCAAGGCGGGGUUAAACCUCAGAGUGUGUCCUGGGGGAGAGUGCUGCCAGCCAGAGGUGUUGGCAUUGGAGUUAAACCUGGAGUAGCAGGUGCCCUCGGAGCGCUGGGGAGCCGAUAUGGCGCCAAAGCAAUGAAGACCGGAAUGGGACGUUAUCCAGGGGCUCAGCUGGGUGCUGGAGGUUACAGAGUUCUUGGAUUAGGAAGUAGAGCAGGCCUGAAGCCAGGCGCAUAUGGAACCCAGGGAGCCUAUGGGGCUCAUCUUGGCACAGGAAUGGGUUUAGGGACUGGACUCACAAACGGACUUGGAUUGAGUUUGGGCCAGGGACCGAAACGUGCGUAUGGUGCUGGCCAUGGCACUCUGCCUGGAUACGGUGCUUUAGCUGGCCUUGGCUACCCUGGAGCCCGACCAGGAAUUGGACUUGGGUAUGCCGCUGGACAGAAGGCUAAGGCACAGAAACCUGGUGCAUCGACAGCAGAUUUGGGUGGACCUGAGCUGGCCCGUCUGGGGCAAACUGUUCAAGAUCUGAUGAGAGAAAAGAGCAGAGCACUUGGCCCAUCGUAUGGAAAAGGGGACAAAACUCUUGGACCUGAAAUGGCCGGGAUGAGGAGAACCAAUAUACUUGGUGCCACUGCUCCUGAAGCACAUGCAGGAAUUGGCUUUAGACCUGCUGUACUCACACCUGGAAGAGAGGUCAAAAGCCUUGAUUCAAAACUGAAGUCAUCGAGUCUUGGACGUAUGACGCCCUUUGAUAAAAACAGUGAAAGUCUUGCUGUUUCACAAGGAGAGGUAGGAGAAAAUUAUGACAGUUUGGUGUCAUUGAAAAGGGGCACAGCAAGCCAUGGAGCCACACCGGUCACUGGAGGUGUAAGACAGCAAUUGCCUCUUGAAGAUAAUAUCAGAGGUCUUGGUCAUGUUCCUUCACCGGUACAAAGGGCACAAGACUAUGAUUUAUCUAGCCAACAAAAUCAGUGGGUCAAAAACUGUGGAUCCACUCGUGGUUUGUCAGAUGCAUUGGGAAUCAAUCGCCAUGAGCAUUUGGGUCCAGAGACGCAGAGGGGUCAAGGUUUAGUGCCCCAGCCUCAUGCUGGUAAGGACAGCAAACAUCUUGGGCAUGCAUCUCCACAAACUCUUCCACAGACCCAAGAUGUCAGAGGCAAUAUAUUCUCUCCUCCACAGGGUCAGGCAGCCAGAAACUAUGUAUCUGCCAUAGCAGACAGGCAGGGUGUCAAAGACCUUGGGCUUGUGGCUCAAGACACAAGUGUGCCUAGAAUCCGUGGGACAAUUGCUGUAGACAACAAUGGUCGUGGUCCUCUUAAUCUUCAAGUACAAGGAGGAGGGAACUACGCACCAGUGAUCCCAGGCACAAGUGGAACCCAAAGUUUAGGUGUCCCCUCAGUAGAAGGGCAGGAAGCUCAUGGCUAUACUGCUGAUGGAAAGAAGGCAAAACACCUUUCCCAUGCUGAACAUGAAGGGACAAAGUCUAAUCCUCUCACUGUCCCAGGACAGACUGGGACGAAUACCCAUGCAUCAAGUUAUGGCGGUGGAGCAGGUCUGGGAGCAAGCCUGGGUGCUGGGGGCUAUGGAGCAGGUUUGGGACAGGGAGCAUACCUGGGUGGUGCUGCUGGCAAACUCGGAGCUGCUGCUGCUCUUGGACAAGGCUAUGGUGACGGAGCAACAGGAUACUUGGGUGCUGUGCCAGGCAACGGAUUGGGUUAUGGGAAUGGUUACAGCGAUGGCUAUGGGGCUGGGCUCGGUUACCCUGCAGAGUUAGCUGAUGUUGCUGAGAACAAAGCAGGGAAGAGUGAAGCCCUCAGUACAGGAGGCUAUGCUGGACCAGUCCAGGGGGCAUAUGGUGCACUCGGCGCAGGGGCACUCGGUACAGGACUGGAAUCAGCUGGUGGUAAAUAUGGAGGAGGAGCUCCUCAGGUUCCUUAUGGUAAUGCUCCAGUGAUUCCUACUGGGCUGGAAGGUGAUGGUGGCUACCCGUACUCUCCUCAGCAGAUUGCUCUCGGGGCUGAAGGUGCCAAAACUGCCAGCAAAUACGGUGCUGGUGCAGGAUAUGGAGUUCAGCAAACAGGUUACGGUGCACAGCUGGGAGCAGCUCAUGAUGCCUUGGGAGAGCAAGCUGGCAAAUAUGGAGUGAACGGAUACAAAGGCUAAUUCAAAUGACCUGGACUUCGAGUGGAUCAUUUCCAUGAUGUGCUUGCUGUACUGUGUUUUUCAAGCUUUGUGUGUGUUUCUCUCCAUUUUGCCCUGUUGUGUUGUCUAUUUUGCCUUUUGUUUUGUUUUUUCUCAACCCCUUUGUCUUUCUCUGUGAGUGGACAUUUGUUAUCCAUGUUUGUUUGUCUUGUCGGUCCCAAACCUGCAGUGCCCCACCAGUCUUAUUUUAUCAACACUGAAAAAAACUUGGUGGUGAUUAAUGAACAUAAAUAGAUGCAAGAAUAUUGUCUCUAUGCUUGUAAAAUGAAUAUUGAAAAAGGUAAUUUUACUGUUUGAAUCCAAUAAAUUAUGUCAAAUGAU
Acanthopagrus latus (yellowfin seabream) is the source of this 2630-nucleotide messenger RNA. Its product is annotated as fibroin heavy chain. The coding region runs from base 51 to 2270 and encodes 739 amino acids. The record is from RefSeq and is a predicted model, not a curated record. The transcript is spliced from 25 exons. Lineage: Eukaryota; Metazoa; Chordata; Actinopteri; Spariformes; Sparidae.